AUAAACAGUAUUUAAUAUUAUAGUAACCGAAGAAAUUGAAAGUAAUAAUAUCGAAAAUUGCCUAUUUAGUAACAUUGAAACAUAAAUUAAUUUUCUUAAUUGAAGUGCUCAAUUUUCGGUGUAUAAAAAACUGGAUUCUGAUUCACCUAUUUAUUGAUAAUAAUUCAAACUUUCUGACCAAAAUUUUUCUUCCUUCUGCAGCCGGAUGAGCUUGCCAAGUCGGUGAAGCUGACAUCUCGAGAGAGGCGGUUCAUCAAGUUUGCGAGCGUCGAGUAUGGAGGACAGCUGUACAUGACGCCACAGGACUUCUUGGAGUCUGUGGUGGAACAGGAGCCUAGACCUCGGCUAAAACGUCGUGUGCUGACCACGAAGGAGAUAGAACAUCUGCGCGACAACACGCCGGCCCUCAAGAAGGGGUCCUCGCAGAUGUUCCGCAACAUGAGGGACAAAGGAAUCAUCUCUUACACCGAGUAUCUGUUCCUACUCUCAAUUCUGACGAAGCCGGCUUCAGGUUUCCGCAUCGCGUUCAAUAUGUUCGAUACGGACGGUAACCAGCGGGUUGAUAAAAACGAGUUCUUAGUCAUCCAACGCCUGCUGGGUGGUACAUUUAAGGAGCGUAAAAAUUUGGACCCGAAGAGCCAAGAGGCACUGCUUACCUUAGUGUCGACAAGCGCAAUGAAGAACAGGGCCAGUCAUGAAGUCCCGAGUUCGUCCACCAUGGAGAAGAUCUUCAGUUUCGCGUGGCGUGGCAAGAGAGGGAUGACGGAUGAAGAAAAUAAGAACGAAGCGCCAGUGGAUGACAAAGCGGAUGUUAAAGCGGAUGGUAAAGGGGAUGGUAAAGCGCAUGAAAACUACGUGAAUGAUGAUCAGGGACUGCAGAGGAGGCACAAUGUUGAUACUUUUCUGCAGGUGCAUUUCUUCGGCAAGAAAGGUACGAACGACCUGAAGUUCGAGGGUUUCAGACAGUUCAUGGAGAACCUGCAGACCGAGGUGCUGGAGCUGGAAUUCCAUGAGUUUGCUAAAGGUCACGAGACGAUAUCCGAGGUGGACUUCGCGAAGAUCCUCCUUCGCUACACCUACCUGGACACGGACGAGUAUGACAUGUAUCUGGAUCGUCUGCUGGACCGAGUCAAGUAUGAGCACGGCAUCACCUUCGAGGAGUUCAAGACCUUCUGCCAGUUCCUAAACAAUCUGGAGGACUUUACUAUAGCUAUGAGAAUGUAUACCCUCGCUGAUCAUCCGAUUUCUAAAGACGAGUUCCACCGCGCCGUAAAGAUCUGCACGGGAAUAUCUCAGUCGGAACACCUGGUUACAACUGUGUUUGCGAUAUUCGACGCUGAUGGAGACGGCCUGCUCAGCUACAAGGAGUUCAUCGCCAUCAUGAAGGAUCGACUCCAUAGAGGAUUCAAGUCAUAUGCCAAGAACGAAGGUUGGGAGGCGUUCAAAUCUUGUGUCAAACAAGAAAUGAAGAGUGCGGUGUAA
Spodoptera littoralis (African cotton leafworm) is the source of this 1482-nucleotide messenger RNA. Lineage: Eukaryota; Metazoa; Arthropoda; Insecta; Lepidoptera; Noctuidae. The record is from the annotation of a GenBank genome assembly.